CCAAAGCAAACAAAAUAAAAAUGACAAAAAAAAAAAGAAGAAGAAAAAGAAGUCUCUAUAUAUCUUAUUGUGUGUGGAUUUUCCAAAGCAGUUAUUUAAAUCAAUUUGUAGUAUGCAGAAACUCAGAACUUAGGUUGUAGAUUACGAAUUACCAUAAUCUCUUUCUAAGCAAGAUCAGAGAACUGCUAAUUGCUAAUAUCAUAUCAAGAUGUCUACACCUAUGGAGUAUUAUAAUUCUUUGCCACCUGUGGCAAAGACCUAUGCAGUCAUCUGCUUCAUGACCGCUGCUGCAUAUCAACUAGAACUCUACGAUGUAUGGAACAUCGCACUAUUUUAUUCUGAUGUUUUCAGAAGGUUUCAGGUGUGGAGACUUGUGACAAAUUUCUUCUUUAUAGGAGCGUUUUCGUUUACAUUUGCAUUUCGUCUCCUAAUCAUAUUGAGGUAUGGGGUUCAAUUGGAAAGGGGGCCUUUUGACAAGAGGACAGCCGACUAUGUAUGGAUGUUUUUAUUUGGAGCAAUUGGGUUGUUGGUGAUGUCCAUAUUUCCCUUUUUGUGGUCACCAUUCAUGGGGGCAUCAUUGGUAUUCAUGAUCGUAUAUAUUUGGGGCCGAGAAUUUCCAAAUGAGCGUAUUAAUGUAUACGGCCUUGUGCAAUUUAAGGGAUUCUAUCUUCCAUGGUACAUGCUUGGGAUAGAUAUGAUCCUGGGUAAUCCUCUUAAGCCAGACAUGUUGGGAAUAGCUGCCGGACAUAUAUAUUACUUCCUCACGGUCCUUCAUCCUCUCGCAACCGGAAAGAACUACUUCAACACUCCUCGUUGGGUUCACAAGCUGGUAGCAUACUGGGGUAAAGGCUUCCAAGUGAACAGUCCAUUUCGAAGCGAUCCCUCGGCCGGAACUGCUUUCCGAGGAAGGGGUCGCCGUCUUAACGGAAGCAGAAGUUCUUCGUCGUCGAGGGACCAAACAACAACCACUUCAGAACAAGCUGAGGAAACACCAACCGAUUCAAAUUCGAAUGAAGGAGGCGGCCGAGGAGGAGGAGUAGCUUUUCGUGGCAGAAGUUAUCGCUUAGGCGGCCGAUAAUAGCUUCCUUCAUUCUACAAUGCUUCUUUAAUUUGUCCAACUUUUGUGCCACUUCCAAUGGACUAAAUUUUGUCAACUUUUAAUAUGGUUACAAAUAGUAUUAAUGUGGUAUGUGUAUAAGAUUUAUGGAUGAUUC
Ipomoea nil (Japanese morning glory) is the source of this 1214-nucleotide messenger RNA. Its product is annotated as derlin-1-like. Gene Ontology annotation, molecular function: ubiquitin-specific protease binding; misfolded protein binding. The record is from RefSeq and is a predicted model, not a curated record. Gene Ontology annotation, biological process: endoplasmic reticulum unfolded protein response. Lineage: Eukaryota; Viridiplantae; Streptophyta; Magnoliopsida; Solanales; Convolvulaceae. The coding region runs from base 209 to 1078 and encodes 289 amino acids. Gene Ontology annotation, cellular component: endoplasmic reticulum membrane; Hrd1p ubiquitin ligase ERAD-L complex. The transcript has 7 exons.